This is a messenger RNA of Larimichthys crocea (large yellow croaker), 6929 nucleotides long. RefSeq names its product FA complementation group M (gene fancm). The record is from RefSeq and is a predicted model, not a curated record. Gene Ontology annotation, molecular function: nuclease activity; four-way junction DNA binding; ATP binding. The transcript has 25 exons. NCBI's taxonomy places the organism in Eukaryota, Metazoa, Chordata, Actinopteri, Sciaenidae. The coding region runs from base 115 to 6375 and encodes 2086 amino acids. Gene Ontology annotation, biological process: interstrand cross-link repair; double-strand break repair via synthesis-dependent strand annealing.
AGCUGCUCCUCUCCUCCACCUCCUCUAUGGAGUGUAGGGGGCAGUCCAGGACAGAGCUGGACCCCUUCCUUUGUUAUUGAUACCGCAUAUACACUAUGGUUGUCCAUCAGCUGAAUGAAAAUGAGUAGUGGUUCAAAUCAGAGGACUUUGUUCCAGACGUGGGGUGGAUCCGCUUCGCAAAACAAAGUUAUCCAACCGAAAAAAUAUGUCAAGAAAGCCGCUGGACGGCGCAGGACAACCCCAAACAACAACAACACUACUCAGGUAGCUAAAGUCAACCCUCCAAGAAAUCCUCUAUGGCCUGAAGUAGGACAGGGGUCCACAAACACAUCAGAGGAGUCUAAACCUGCGUUUGAAGACGAAGAUGACGAUGAUCUUAUGGUUAUCGCUGUAUAUGAAGCUGAAAAGAGCCUUCAACUUGAUAAUGCAAACUCAUUUCAACAUGACAACCCUGUAGCAACAGAGAGCACCUCCUUCUCUGACUCCCCCUCCAGUGCGCAGACAUAUCCAGACUUUCCUGGCUUUGACAGCUCCUCAGCAAAGGUAUGGAUUUACCCAACCAACUAUCCCAUCAGGGGGUACCAGAUGAAGAUAUCAGAGGCUGCCCUGUUUCAAAACACGCUGGUGUGUCUUCCCACCGGUCUGGGGAAGACCUUCAUAGCCUCUGUGGUGAUGUACAACUUCUACCGCUGGUAUCCGGCAGGGAAGAUUGUAUUCAUGGCUCCCACCAAACCUCUGGUGGCCCAACAGAUUGAAGCCUGUUAUAAAGUGAUGGGGAUCCCACAGGCACACAUGGCUGAGCUGACUGGCAGCACUGCAGCCAAGCAGAGACAGGAGGUGUGGAAGACCAAGCGUGUCUUCUUCCUCACCCCUCAGGUCAUGGUGAACGAUCUGUCCAGAGAGACCUGUCCAGCUAAGCAGAUCAAGUGUGUGGUGAUAGAUGAAGCCCACAAGGCGCUGGGCAACCAUGCCUACUGUCAGGUGAUAAAACAGCUCAGCAGCCAGACUCUGCAAUUCCGCAUCCUGGCCCUUAGUGCAACUCCGGGGGGAGAUGCAAAAUCAGUGCAGUCGGUGAUCUCUAAUUUGCUCAUCUCCCACAUUGAGCUACGUUCAGAUGAGAGCCCGGAUAUUCAGGCACAUUCCCACCAGCGCAGUGUGGACAAAGUGGUGGUUCCUCUGGGAGAGGCGCUUACUGCUCACCAGGCGCGCUACCUGCAGGUCCUGGAGAAGUUCAUGUCUCGUCUGGUUCAGAACCGUGUCAUGGGACACAAAGACCUGCGGACUCUCAGUAAAUACCAGCUCAUCCUCGCCAGGGAUCAGUUCCGGAAGAACCCACCGCCAAACAUCAAGAGUCCGCAGCAGGGAAUGCUGGAGGGCGACUUUGCCCUUUGCAUCAGCCUGUACCAUGGCUACGAGCUGCUGAUGCAGAUGGGGCUCCGAUCGCUCUUCUUUUACAUCCAGGGUAUCAUGGACGGAUCCAGAGAGAUGUCCAGGGCCAGAAAUGAGCUGCAGAGGACUCCCAUUUUUAUGGACCUUUAUCGUGAGAUGGAAGCGAUGUUUGUGAAGCCAUCUGCUGGUCUGGAUGAGGCGUUCGUUUACAGUCACCCCAAAUUGAAGAAACUGGAAGAGGUCGUGCUGCAGCAUUUCAGACAAUGGGCUGAGAAGUCAGCAGACAAUAAUGGUUCAGGUCCUCAGGAGGUAAGCACGCGUGUGAUGAUCUUUUCAUCAUUCCGUGAGAGCGUGCAGGAGAUCGCAGCCAUGUUGAACCGCCAUGCUCCGCUGAUAAGGGUCAUGACCUUUAUGGGCCAAGCCUCAGCGGGGAAGGGAGUCAAAGGCUUCACCCAAAAGGAGCAACUGGAGGUGGUGCACAGGUUCCGUCUUGGAGGCUUCAACACGUUGGUGUCAACCUGUGUUGGUGAGGAGGGUCUGGAUAUCGGAGAGGUGGACCUCAUCGUUUGCUUCGACGCACAGAAGAAUCCCAUCCGCCUGGUACAGCGGAUGGGACGUACUGGACGUAAGCGGCAGGGACGCAUUGUUGUCAUCCUGGCUGAGGGACGUGAGGAGAGGACAUACAACCAGAGCCAGAGCAACAAGCGCAGUGUAUACAAGUCCAUUAUCGGCAACAAAAGCCGGUUCCACAUGUUCUCUAACAGUCCCCGCAUGCUGCCCGGAGGAGUGAACCCAACCCUGCAUAAGAUGCACAUUACCUGUGGCCAGUUUGACCACCAGGAGAACAGCAGGCGGUCCGUCAGGGGUCGACGGUCCCACUCUGAAGGACGGGCCUCACUCAUCCACCCUCAAAACCUGAUUCGGCAGGGCAGUGCAACCUCAGACGGGUUUCUGAGCAGUACUGAGUAUGCCUUCUGGGCGUCCACCAUGAAGCUGCAGGAGGAUGAAGCCCAUCCAGCCCUGAAACAGUCACAAUUCUUGUCCCUACCCAAUGAUCUACCACCUCAGAAGGAAGUUUCCAAAAGUGGACCACCACCCAGAGAGCUGUCUUUGUGGGAAUGGAGACACUGGCAGCACAAAGCGCUUCCCACCCAUGUUGUCGAUCAUUCCCUCCGCUGCCACCACUUCGUUAAGGUGAUGGAGCUCAUAGAUGGCAUGAGAGAGGAAAACGAGGGGGAAUGUCGUUACGAACAGGAGCUUCUUCCUUAUCUCCACAAAGCUGAUGGCCAUGUGAAGAAUGGACAGAAGAAACCGAAGAGCACAAAGACUAAAACUACCAACAACAAACCCAAACCGUCUCGCAUAACGUUUUCUGAUCUCGAAUGCAUCGACGAAGAAGCCGGGACAAAACGAAGACUUCCUGUUCCACAUGAUACUGAGGCGCCUAAUGAUAACAUCACGGAUCACCCAGGCCCUGAGGCAAUUUGUCCUCGUCCCUCAAACAAUGACUGCCCAGACAUGGAUGAUGAUUUUGUCAUUAUUAAUGAGGAUGUCAUAAAAUCAGAGCACCCGGUCAACGAGCCUUUAAAUUUAGACAGAAUUUCGCAAUUGAUGACAAAUAUUGAUGAAGAUGAAGAUGUUGAACUUGAGGCCAUGUUCUAUCUUCCUAAAUGGGAUUCACCACCUCCUCCCUCCUCUGCUAAACUCUGCCUGGGUAGAGAUGAGAAUCUGAAGGUCAUCCUAGCCAACGUGGCGGAGCUUCUGUCCCGAUCUCCACCGUCACUGACCGAAGAUUUAGAGGCCGACAUGGCUGCUAAAUCACUUCCUCCCUCUCCACUGCGGCCUCAUCAGCCCUUCCACGUCAACUUUACUCUGGAUGUUGACGAUGACGAAGAUGAAGUGUUGAUGAUUUGCUCUGGCAAUGCCUCACCGAGGGCGGACUCAAACAAGCCUCCAGUGGAUGAAGAGGAUGGUAAAAUCUAUCAUGAUUGGCCUCAUCAGGAGCAGCGACGGAGCGUCAGCAGCAGGGGCAGCGUAGCAGCAGACAGCCCGACCUGGGAUGAAGUUUUUGGGCAAGAGGAAGAGAACGAUAAUCAUGAUAUGAGAGAUACCAACAUGGAGACAGGUGAUGAGGUUUUCAAGGAAGGAUGGGUUGGCAAGGACGCAGAAAGUGAAAUAAAACGUAAGAAUCAGAGCAUGACAGAGGAAAAAGAGGGUUGCUGGGGUUAUGUGGGGAAUCUGGAAAUGCCAGACUCGACAGAUGGUGGUGUGAAAGACGACAGGGACCCUCACAUCGACGACAGCAUGGAUCUGUUCGGGGAUGACGAAGCCUUCCUACAGAUGACCAUACCGGACAUCUCCACUCCUGGUGUCACACCCAGGACAUCCCCCAGAGCUGGAGACAUUCAUAGCAUAGCAAAGAUGUCUAACACUUUACACACACAUACCCCAACAACUUCAUUCAGCACUGCACACACAGCUGAAAGUGCGCGUAGGUUAAACACAGCACAUGAUUUAACAGGCAUAACUCCACACGCUAAGCUCAUAACUCAGGACACAAACACCCAUAGCAGUACAGAUAAUAAACAUAAUUCACACACACCAGCAGCAAGCAAACCUGUAACUAACAGUUCAAUGACAGCUCAAUGUAAAUCUCCCACAGUGCAAAGAAAUUCAGAUUCAUCCGGCAGCCCCCAUGACUAUUUCCCUAUCAACUUCGAACUCGGAUACUCACUGGAGGACUCUGAGGAAGAGGAAGUGGAUGUUCCUGCCCCACGUACACUGAUCUCUCCACAGCCUAAAAUGCCGGCUGUCUCCGACUCUUCCACCCCCUAUAACAGCUUCCAUAGACUGACAAAGCCUCCACAGUCCAGUGACCCUAAUUUCUCUACACCACAAGUGCUGUCAGAGCACAGAAAGAGAGAACCGUCCUCUCUUCUGGCUUCACCUUUCAUGUCUAAAGGUGGUGCGCUCCCAUCUCCAAUCUCAUCACCAGGAGUUAGGCGGACACCCCUGCCUGGUUAUGCCGGGCCUCGCACCCCGUCAUUACUCUCCAGCUUAAAGCGGAGACGACUGGAGGGCCACGCGGCAGAGACAGAGAGCACACGUCAGGGAUCUGUCUGUGCGGCUGACUCCCCUCCUCAUCCAGUGGAGAGCAUCAGUGACAGUGAGGAUGACGUUGUGGUCCCUAAAAGAAGAAAUCAGAACAACCUGUUGUCGUCCCCAGAUGUGUCAAAGACCUCCAGUGACGUGGACUCUCCUGUGGUUGUGAACAGGAAACGUGUAGCUGCGCUUAACACGACUGAUGAAAUGGAGGGCGAAGCCGCUUCUGAUGAUGAUUUCCAGAAUGAGUCGGUAUUCACACGCAGAACUGCAGCAGCUGAGAGGCAACAGGUCCAACGGGGCAAAGCCAAGCACGACGUGCGUCGAAAAGCGCGUCAGUUCCUGGACGAAGAAGCGGAGCUGUCAGAGGAAGACGACGGGGCAGAUGUGUCAUCUGAUGAAGAGGAUGGAGAAGAGGAGGAUCAUUCUCUUGGAGGCUUCGUGGUCGACAACACACACUGCUCACAGGGACUCAACGAAUCGGAGAUGCAUGGUGUUUACCUGAAGUCAGUGAGAAGCCCUGCAGUCCAGGGCAAGUUCAAAAUGUCCUACAGAAAUCAUCACAACAUGGACAUAUUUUCACAGGUCCCUGAGAUGGAUGAAACCUAUGCAGAGGACAGCUUUGUGGUGGGCAGUGAGGUGGAGGAGCUGGAGAGCAGCGAGGAAGAGGCUGAAGACAUUGAACUUAUACCCGAAGAUUCAUACGUGGACGGGAAGAGGCAGUAUGCCACCAGAAGGCGUGUUUUCCUGCACAAAGCCAGAGCAAGAGUCGGCACUAAGACUACAGAUGAAGCUCCACCAGAGCGGAGAGCUGGGGUGAAAACCAAGCGCCCCCGUGUCAUACGCAUGGAUGAUUCUAGUGAGGAGGAGACAGAAGUAGUUAGUAAGAAGGGAAAUCUCAACACAAGAGGUGGUGUUGCUGACACCAUGUGGCCAAAGGUAGUAGAGCAACAGAAACCCUCGUCUGCCUCCUCAUCUUCAACCAUAGCGUCCAAAGUAUCACUGCUGAGCAAUGCACAGAGGCGAUCGGUGGUUGAAGAUCAGCAAAAGGAGAGAUGUCGCCAGAGGUUAGAAAAUCAGCAUUUGCUCUCUGACGAAUUAGACUUUACAGAGUCAGAGAUGUUGUUAUCCUCCAAGAAACAACCCCAGACUUUCCCUGCCAACUCCACCGUGCAGGAUUCAUCAGUCGUUGCUCCAUCCACAGCGGUUUGCAUUCUGGUGGACAGCCGCUGUAUCAGCAGCGGAGUGGAGCUGAUAACCAGCCUGCGUCAACACCACGCUGCCACCGUCCACGUCUGCUCGCUGGACGGCAGCUACUUCAUUGUCAGCAACCGCAUGGCCGUGGAGAGGUACAGCCAAUCAGAUCUGGCCGCAAUGCAGAACCGGAAGCGAUUGGCUGAAAGGGUGAACAGCUUGCAGGGAUUGUUUGAGCGUGUUUGUCUGAUAGUGGAGAAGGACAGAACCAAGCCAGGUGAAGUGUCACGUCCCUUUCAGCGUACACAACACUAUGACAGCACUUUAACAGCACUGGUGCGCGCCGGGGUGCGCUUGCUGUGGAGCAGUGACGUUGGAGAGAGCGCCGGCUUGCUGGCAGACCUGGCAAAACUGGAGCAGCGUAAAGGCCAGGGCAUCGCUGUACCGCUGGAGGUCAAAGGGCAGCACAGGCAGCAGGCCCUGCAGCUGUACUUGAGCCUGCCCUCAGUCAACUACGUCCAUGCCCUCAGCUUGAGCCACAAUUUCAAGUCAAUUGCUCAACUUAUAAACAGCUCCAUCGAAGCCAUACAGAGGGGAGGCUGUAUGAGUCGAUCCAGAGCUGAGGAGAUCUACUGCUUCCUGCGCUACUCCUGUGACUCCUUCCUCAUCAAAACCAGCAAAAAGCAGUAAACAGCAGCGUGGAGGAGAAUCUGAGAUCAAUCUCAACCAGUCGUGCUUUAUUUAUUUUAGGUCUCACCUGGGACUGUUGCUGCUGCUUAAAAUAGCUCCAUUUAAUCUCUCAAUGAGAGAAGAGCCUCAUGAUUUUGGUUCAACAAUAUUGCACAAUAAAUUGAAUGAGAACCCCGCUCAACUUAGUUAUACUACAUCGUGGGUUUCAUGAUAUAAAGGCAUAUUUGUUUUAUGCCGUUUUUCUUUGUAAUCACUUGGGUGAUGAAUACUUUGUGCAUAACAACCCAACAUUUGAUUGACACUUGAAUAUUUUAUAAUAAUGAAUACAUUUGAAUGAGGUGAAUAUGGUGUAAUUUCUUCAAUAAACUGCUAUUUUUGUACAUUGUGUUGAAGCGUUUUAGUGCUCCCCUUAAAAGAUUUAAAAGUCUGUGUCGAGUACAACCUGUGAUACACAUAUAUAUAUAAAGGGGUUGAUUUGUUUAUAGAUUUCUUACUUAAACUCACUUAAGACUCAUUCAUCUUUUCAUUCCUAAUCUUUUUCUCCUGAGGAGUUC